ACAUGGCAAACCACCCAAGUAUCUCUGCCAAGAAAAACCUAAAUGGGGUCAUAAAGAGUCUGACACAACUGAACAUGAAAAGCAAAUAUUUGAAAAACAAGAAAAACAAAUACUUUUGUAUCACUAAUAGCGAAAUGGAGAAUGAAUUAGAGAGAUGAAGACCAACAAGCAGACUACUGCGUAGUUCAAGUUUGAAGGGCUGAGAGUUUGUACCUAGGUGAUGAAGUAUCAGUGUAGGGGGCACAUAUGGGAGAGACGUUAUGACGAUAGAAUGAAUGGUACUUGGCAACAGAUUGGAUGUGGGGGGAUGAAAGAGCAAGGAAUUCAGUAUAUGAAAUGUAUAUAAUGCUGGGAGUGCUUUACCCAUCUUAAACCCCUAUCUGCUUUUCCCACUUAGAAUCUGCCUUCUAGGAGAAAAGUGCCUUGAGUCUAAAUAAAUGGGAGAUAUUGUGGUUGUUUUCCAAAGGAAGUCUUCCCCCAUCCAAACACUGCGGUAGACUUAUCCCUCUGCUGGUUAAAUAAUUUGUGGAAAGGCCCAAAGACGAUUCAAGGAAGAUUCAGCACUACCUCUCUUGGACAGCUCUAUCAAAGGUCGCCCCACCCCCCCACCCAGAACCUUUUUCCUACAGGUAGCCGUUUCUCUCCGAGUCCUUUUCCUCGGAACACUCUUGCAACCCCUGGGGGUGAAACACUUUCUCUAAACCCCAUUCGACUGGGUGCUUGAGUAGGCGGACAGAAGAUGCGAUUGAUAGUCACCCAAGCCAAUGAAUAAAGAGAUUUUUUUUUUUGGCACGAAAAACCAUCAAUUGGACGGCGCGUGGCGACAGGGGCGGGAUAAAGAGCCGAGACGGGGCAGGAUUGCAAAGCGUUGGCUGGCCGACGCGGGAGGCGGUGACUUGGCCGCGGGCGCUGUUUCUGGUGGGAACUGCUACUUGGAAGCAUGUGUCCCUGGAUGUUUCUCUGGGGCCUUUAGCACUUCCAGAGUGUUGGCCUGUACUACAUUUGGUUUGGGACACCAGCGGGUGGGCGGUCCUGGCUGUGAACAUGACGAAGAUCUUAGUAGCCAAGUUGCUGUGCUUGGUGGGGGUGUUUAUCCUAAUGCUGCUUGGCUCCAUCCUGCCUGUGAAGAUCAUCGAAGCUGAUUAUGAGAAAGCCCACCGGUCCAAGAAAAUCCUCUCUCUCUGCAAUUCUUUUGGAGGUGGAGUUUUCCUGGCCACCUGCUUCAAUGCCUUGCUCCCUGCUGUGAGAGAAAAGCUUCAAGAAGUUCUGAAACUUGGAAACAUCACCACAGACUAUCCCUUAGCAGAGACCAUUAUGCUUCUGGGGUUCUUCAUGACUGUUUUUGUGGAGCAGGUCAUUUUGACCUUCAGAAAGGAGAAGCCCUCAUUCAUUGACCUAGAGACCUUCAAUGCAGGCUCUGAUGUGGGAAGUGACUCAGAGUACGAGAGCCCAUUUAUUGGAAACUCCCGUGGACACAACUUUUACCCAGAGCAUGGUCAUCAUUCCCAUGCCCAUGGCUUAAAUGUUCAAGAGCUCUCCCGCUCCAGCCCACUCCGUCUCUUCAGCCUCGUGUUUGCUCUUUCUGCUCAUUCUAUCUUUGAGGGCUUGGCCUUGGGCUUGCAGGAAGAGGGGGACAAAGUCAUGAGCUUGUUUGUUGGUGUGGCCAUUCAUGAGACUUUAGUGGCUGUGGCUCUGGGGAUCAACAUGGCGAAGAGCUCAUUGCUGAUGAAAGAUGCCGCCAAGCUGGCUGUCACGGUGAGCUUGAUGAUCCCUCUGGGCAUCGGGAUUGGUGUGGGCAUUGAAAGGACCAAGGGUGUGGCCAGCAGUGUGGCCUCAGUGCUACUACAGGGCUUUGCAGGAGGAACUUUCCUUUUUGUGACUUUCUUUGAGAUAUUGGUGAAAGAAUUAGAAGACAAGAAUGAUCGUCUCUUGAAAGUUCUCUUUUUGGUCUUGGGCUAUGCAGUCCUUGCGGGACUGGUCUUCUUCAAGUGGUAGGUGUGAUGAGAAAAGUUUCACUAAAGCACUUCAACCCUUCCAUGGAGGCCCCAGGAAGAUAGAGCCCAAAUCUGAAGGAUGCUCCUUCCUCUCCUCCACCUCCCUGUCCACUGGCCCUCAAAGAGGAAGAACUGCCUCCUGUGAGCAGCUUCUAUGGAAGAGGGAGUAUUUCCUCACCCCCAUUGCUCAACGUCCCUGCACGUUGGGCCUUCAGGUGGUGCUGAGCAUGUGGGCUGCCUGUGUAUGAUUAUGUAUUAGAACUUGAUAUUCGGAGGGUA
Sarcophilus harrisii (Tasmanian devil) is the source of this 2273-nucleotide messenger RNA. RefSeq names its product solute carrier family 39 member 3 (gene SLC39A3). The transcript has 3 exons. Bases 1045 to 1995 code for a protein of 316 amino acids. Gene Ontology annotation, cellular component: plasma membrane. The record is from RefSeq and is a predicted model, not a curated record. Lineage: Eukaryota; Metazoa; Chordata; Mammalia; Dasyuromorphia; Dasyuridae. Gene Ontology annotation, biological process: zinc ion transmembrane transport. Gene Ontology annotation, molecular function: zinc ion transmembrane transporter activity.